GAAAAUUUAUCUGCAUAGUAGUUCUCCUAUUUAGCAGUAGAGAAGAUACUAUUUCUCUGUGAAAUGUCUUAAAACUUGAAUACAAAGAAACUUUAGACACAAGGGAUUAUUAAUAGCGUGCCUGCUGUGUUUCUGUUCGAGGGGAGGAGGGGAUGUAAAUUUCAGUUUUGAUUCACAAAGGAGAUUCUGCAGAGAAUCUUUACAGUCAUACUUCAGACUUCCCUUCUCUAGUCUCCUCUGUUCUUUGGAUAAUCUUAUUACCUUUUUGGUCAUUCUAAGCACUACAUGGAUUAGUUCAGUAUAUAGAUUAUGGCCAUAUAAACCUCAUUCUCACUCUUGGCCGAUAACCUCACUCUGGUUUUACUGAAAAGAUUAAAGCUAUUUUGGAAGAAUUGAACUCGCCCAUUCCUCUCAGUUUCGUGUUGAUGUAUCUUCAUCUCUGUGGCUGUCUCCCAGUUGCAGACAGAGGCAGCCACCUUUCUUUCUCCUCCAGAGCUAACCCUUUCCUUUGUGCCCUUGAUGCCCCCCUCCACCUCUUCCUAUUACCACUACUCGGCACCACCCACAUAUUAGGGCUCCCUUGCAACCACUUUCAAACAAGGCCAGGCUUUAUUCCAUUUUUAAAAGCACACAAGAAAACCAAAAUGCUUUUGCCUGACCUUGCUGUCUCUUCUAGUCUAUUUAUUGCUUUCCUUUUGCAGCAAGACAUCUCAAUUUCCUCUUUCCUCAUAGCCCCUUAGUUUUGCAGUCUAGCUUCCUUUCUCUAUCACUCUAUUGAAAUUGUGUCCUCAAAUGUCACAGUGGUGCCCUUGUAACUUAAUCUGAAAAGGGUGAUGUUUUAGCCUCAUUCUUCUUAUUUUCUCAGCAGCAUCGAUUUUCUUUCUUUCUGCCUUUUUUCUUUCAUAUUCCACUCUGACAUAGUUCUCUGGUUUAUAUUUUUCUGCUUAUCUCCUCAUUGGGUUUUCUAGACCAGUCCACUGCAUAGCAUCAUGGCUGAGUCCAAGCUCUCACAUUAGCCUGCCUGUGGCUGAAUUUUAACUCUGCCAUGAAUUAACUGCAUGACCUUUGUCAAGGUAAUCUCCCUGUGCCUCAGUUUCUCCAGCCUUAAAAUGGAGACUAUAGUAGGAGUAUUAACUUUUGGUUUGAUGUAACAAUUGAAUGAGAUAGUCUAUGUAAUAUUUAUCCCAACAUUUGGCACAUAGAAGUUUUCAUUAUCUAUUAGCAUAACAAUAAGCCCCUCCAUCUUCGAAAGUAUAACUGUUCUUUUUUUCUGUUAGGACAUAUUUUCCAUAUGACCCAAGGCAGAGCGAGACGAUAACUAAUUAUUGAUAAAUAGAUUUAUGCACAUGGUUGGAGAGUCCGGGGAAGAAGGGAUGAUGAGGGAGAGAGGCUCCUAAAUUCUGCAGGUGCUGUAAUUCCCUGAUUUUAAUUUUGCUUUACUUUUUACCAACAAAUCAUUUUGAGAGCUUAAAUCGCUCCUUUCAGGACAUAUGGUGUUUCUUGAGCAGGAAGGGACAUCAGCGGUUAAAGCUCUUGUUGUUGGUGCAACAGUCAGUCACGAUGAGUCUGCCUGGCAUGGAACACAGUGUCCCAUCCUUAGAUUAAAUGCGCUCUUAACAGGAUUAUGUAAGGAAGGAGGCAGCCACGGCGGCAUCUCUGUGCAGAGGCCGCCUGGAACCCGUCCAUUGAGUCAUGCCGCCAUCUCGCGGCCGCAGGGGGAACGGGCCUUGACAGGGCCGUUUUGUUUGGUGCAGAGGGAAGGUCCCCAGAAGUGCUGUCUACCAAAUUUCUGCAGAAAGUGUGGGUCAGGCUGACAUGAGGGAAGAAUGACGGGGGAUAUCACAGCAAGGAGAAGGAAAAACACCUCAGCAUGGCGUGGGGAAGCAAAGGGCGCAAGUGAUGCUUGUGCCAGCCCAUAGUAUUCUUGUCGGUUUCAUUCCAGAACAAUUCCCACUCCCGCCCCAAUACUCUAUAAACUUUGACUUUCCCCUCUUUUUUGAUUCUCACUUUCCAUCACUCUGUGCCGACCCGCUAUCCUGAACAGACCCUGCGUCACCUCCUAAUUUCGCUUCUUGUAUGUUAGGAAUUCAGGGCUGGGAAAAUUUAGCCGAGUCAUCACAUUUGGCCACUGCCCGGAAAAGCAGCCCUCCCGAGUCAGGAACGGGCUCCGGUUCAUCACGUGGCAGCCGCCUGCAGGAGCCGCAGGUCUCUUGGAAACUGAGGUUCCAGAAGCGGGAGCCCCUGAAGAAUGUGCUUUUCAUCUUGGCAGAAAGAGCUCGGGACCCCAAUGCUAACAAGCGUCACACGGCAAUGAGAGGCCUGGGAACCAUGGCCCGUGAAGCCCCUGACAAGGUGAGAAAGCAUAAGAAAAUUGUCCUCGACCUGCUGGUGUACGGAUUGUAUGACCCUGUGAGUUUGGAAGUCAUCCAUGAGAGUAUGAAGACUCUGACCGUCGUUCUGGGCAAGAUCCAGGGGAAAGGUUUGGGUUCCUUCUUCAUAGACAUCACACUUCAGACCAGGACUUUAUUAGAUGAUGAGAACGACAGUCUGAGAUACUCGGCCUUUGUUUUGUUUGGGCAAUUGGCUGCCUUUGCCGGGAGGAAAUGGAAAAAAUUUUUCACCGGUCAGGUUAAGCAGACACGAGAUUCCCUCCUGAUCCAUUUACAGGACAGAAACCCCCAGGUUGCCAAGGCUUGCAAAACAACAUUUCGAGCCUGUUCUCCAUAUCUGAAACUAAGGAAGGAAUACAGCUUCCAGAGCGAAGAAGAUCAAAGGAACACUAAGCUCUACUGGCAGCUGAGCCAUUAUCAUCCAGAGAUCCUGCAGUUCUUCUACGCAAAUAAAAUUCUGUAAGCGCAGAGCAGCAGGGAAAUGGUUCUAUGUGAGGGCAUUGCUGAGCCAUCGUGUUCCCCUGUUUUAUCUCACUGGAUGCCUCUUCUCCUUGCCUCUUGGGAUUGUAAUGGAAAAGAGGGUGCUGGGAGAGCAAUCAAAGGCAAAAAUAAUACAUGGAAUUGUAUGAUUAUAUCUAAAGUAAAAUUCUAGACUGCUUUCACUUAUUUCAUUUCUUCCCCAUACAAAUUUGAUGAGCAGGUACACACUUUCUUUAAAACAUUCCAAGUGUAUGUAGAUUCAGUGCUUAUUUCUCAGCUUUUUCUUCCUUAGGUUCAUCUCUGUCACCUAGCUUUUAUUUUUAAUACUCAAUUUCUGAGGCUUAGGACAAUACUUGUUACCUUAAGGUUUUUGUUUUUUGUUUUUGUUUUUUUUUUUCUGGUUUUUGUUUUUGUUUUUGGUGUAUUUGCUAUUGAUACCUUUUCUUGCCAAGAUUUAUUUAAAGUUGGCCAAGAUACCAAGAAGGUGGCUUGCAGGGGUAUCUUUAGCGUCUCAUAAGUGUAAACAGUCAUUGCUUUCAAGAUCAUCCGAAACAAGAAUUAAUAGAGAGAAAAAAAUAUAUAAAGCAUGUGUUGAAAAUCCUCACGCUCAUGAUAACUUAAGGGAUAACAAUAGUAGGUAACACUUACUGAGUGCUUACAAUUUAGUGGACGCGGUCAAAGUGCUUUUUGUAAGUUCUAUUUAAUACUUGCGACAACCCUAUGAGAUAGUAAGUACUACUAUUGUUCUCAUUUUAUAGAUAGAAAGCUAAGACACAGGGAAAUUAGGUAACUUGCCCCAGAUAACUCAGUGAACAAUGGAGCUGGAAUUCAAAUGCGUAUGGUCUGAUUUCUUGAGCCCAUACUCAAUAACCAUGCCAUCCUGCCUGUCCGUGGAAUAACUGAUGGAUGGUUAGAAAUAUUAAAAACAAAACAAACGCAAACGUCUCUGCUUCUGCUUCUCUACUAAGCCCAGUUAACUUUUGCUUUUAUAUGUACUAAGUAUACAUUUUCGUUAAUUUAUGUGAGCUGAGUGUAUGUUUUUAUUAAUUACUUUUUGGCUAUUAAUGCCAAUUAUUUUGGUGAUCAAUCCUAGUUAUCUGAGGAGUCACAUCUCUCAUAAAAAUCACAAGAAAAAUCUCUUAGUCCCGCUCACCCUCCCUCCAACCAGAUUGCAUCCCAAGCUUCUAUAGAAACUCUGGUACCACCCCUGAACUCAGUAUCCAGGCCACACCCAGAGUGUUUUGUUCAAGACAAUUUAAAACACUAGAGAUUAUAAAAACUACAGCAGGAUCUUAAACAGCAUUCUGAGAACCAGGAACUCAAUUUUCUGCUGUAGGUCCCAGGGACAGGGUGGUGUGACACAGAUGUGGGGGUGAGGAGAGGCCUAGGCGAGAUGAGGAUGUGGGAGAUGGCAGAUGGAGUGGCAAGUGCCAGGCAGGAAUGGAUUUUCUUCCUUCCUGUUUUGAAUCUGAAGAACAUGACAGCAAGAGAUUUUAGGAUGGACACAGGCUCAAGAGGGUGUGGGUGGUUCUGAGGGGUAAGCCCCCUGCCCCUCCCAGCACCUGCUCCCUGGAUGUUGGCCUCUUCGAAAUUUUGUUGCAAGGUUGGUUUAAACUUGAUGCAGUUCCAUUAAGUGAUCAGUGAGUGGUCUGAGAAAUGACUGCAUGUGGCUGGCAUUCAAAAAGGUGGGGAUAAGGUGAGAUGGGUGGGGUUAUGUGGUAUACAGUAGAAAAACGUAUGCAGUUAACGUUGCUGUAUUGGUUAAAAUUGUGGAAGAUGUGGUUGAAUUAUUUGACUUUAAGAUUCCACAGUAACCUUUUAUUUUGGUGGCCCCCAAUGAGUCAUGCCUCCUGAUACUCAUGUCCUUAUUUAGUCCCUUCUGUUUGAAUCUGGGCUGCCUUUGUGACUUGCUUUAAUCAGGAGAUUGUGAUAAAUGGCACUGUGCUGGGCCUAGAACCCUGGGAGUUUCCUCGUUUGAAUUGUGGGGGAAGCCAGCUGCCACAUAAGAAGUUGAACUACCAGGAACAAAGGAGAGUGCCUGAGAUCACCAUGUGAAGGAGAAUGGAGACACUAACCCACAGCAGAGUCCGAAGUCCAGACACAUGACACAAGUUGUCCCUUCCAGCCAGACCCUAGCCGUUGAAGCUACUCCAGUUGACACCAUAUGGAAAAGAGACAAGCGUCUCUGUCAAGCCCGUCUCAAUUGCAGAAGCAUGAACAAAGAAUCAAAUGAUUGUUGUUUUAAGUCAUUAAACUUUGGGAUAAUUUGUCACACAGCAAUAAGUAACCAAAGAAGAUUCCUUAUUAUUAACUGUUAUCUUGGCUAAUUUUGUUUUGCUCUUCAUAAGUCCUCUUUGAGUUUAAGUUCUAUUUCCAGAAAUUUAUGUUAUCAUGAAAUUUGGUGGCAAGAGCAAGGGACCAUGUUGUUUUUGUUUGUUUGUUUUGUUUGUUUUUUUCUGUUUCUCACCAUACCUAUCACAGGGCCUGGCCACGUGAUUAAGGAACAUUUGCUCAAUGACUAAAUGAUUCCAAAUUGCAGAGGGAAUAAAGUCCAACGUUCAGUCUGCCAUUUCAGGCUUUCAACCUUCCUUUUCUUCUGUUACUCUCUUUGCUUCAGCCAAGUUUGGGUCUUUUCUCUUCUUUCAACAUGUCUUGGUCUCCUACACCCCCUCACCUUGGCUCAAUCUGCUAUUUCUGUGUUGAGUCCCCUCACCUGUGCACAUCCACCUGGACUCACAUGCACACACACACACACGCACACAUUUCACAUGUAUAUCUUAUUUGUACUCCAACGCCUAGGUCAAAGUCCUGAUCCCCCCAGUCAGGGAGAGCUCCAGGCUCUGAAUUCCCAGAACAUUCUAGCGAUAUUAUACCACUUAUAUCUUAUCUGAAAGGUUUUUUUUUUUUUUGUUUCCCUAUAUGUCUUUUUAUGGUUUUUUUUUUUUUUUUUUUUUUUUUUUUUUUUUUUUUCCUGUUAAGAUUGAAACUAUGGAAGAAGGCAGGGCUCUAUCUUGGACAUCAUUUGUAUCUCCCUGGUGACUGCAAAAGUACUCUGUAAAUGAAUGUUGAUAAGGGGAAAAUGUCAGAAAGUCAUCUGAAGCUGUCACUCCUUCCUGGGAGGAGCCCAUUUUGACAAGUGAGAGUCAUCGAUUUCAUUCCUUAUAACCAAUGUACAGGUUACUUUUAUGCUUGUGCAUUUCAAGUUUCCCCUUCCCCGUGUUUAUUUGAAUGCCAACCCAAAGGUAAUGUUUUGACAUUUCUUAAUUUUGAAUAUUAAUUUUGAACCUUAUUGAGCAGUUGAAUGAAAGACAGAAAAAAGGAAUGUUCAAGUGCCCCGCCCCCCAUGUUAAGUGCUCAGGGUAGACCUAUGCUUGGUCCCCUGUGUCUCUGGCACUCAUGAGAUGGGUCUUUCUUUCUUUAUUUUUAUUUUUGAGAUGGAGCCACGCUCUGUCACCCAGGCUGGAGUGCAAUGGCACGAUCUCAGCUCACUGCAACCUCCACCUCCCAGGUUCAAGCGAUUCUCCUGUCUCAGGCUCCUGAGUAGCUAGGAUUGCAGGUGCCUGCCACCAUGCCCAGCUAAUUUUUGUAUUUUUAGUAGAGAUGAGGUUUCACUAUGUUGGCUAGGCUGGUCUCGAACUCCUGACCUCAAGUGAUCUGCCCACCUUGGUUUCCCAAAGUGCUGAAAUUACAGGCGUGAGCCACUGCAUCAGGCUGAGAUAGGUCUUUCUUAAAGGGGAGAGGGAAGUGGUGGAGAGAGAGGAGAGAAAAUGACAAAGGAGGUGGCUGGGAAUCUAACAGGUGUGACCAAUUCUGCUAAUCAAUGAGAGCAGAAGCCUGUGAACUUCCAGUCAAUAGACUACUUAAUUGGGGGAACGCUUUACACGUUAUAAAAAAGCACUGGAGUGUUUGCAAAGUGAGAAACAACAGCUAUGUAGGGUAGGUAGCAGUUAGUGUUGUAUGGAAGACAGAUACUUGUGCGUUUCUGCAUUUUCUAAGUUUGCUGCAAUGAGCAUAUAUUACUUUUAUAGUUAUAAAACACAUGCAAAAGUGCCCUUUUAAAAUGAAAAAAAGUCCAUGAGUGUAAGUGAUAUACAUGCUUGGAAAGCCUGGGAUGGUCAUUGUUUACCCUCGGUAGUAUGUGUUUGCCUUUGUCCUUUUGAGACAUUUUGUUUUAAUCUGUUGAUGACAAUAACCUGUUAAUAAUAUAACUUGAUGACAAAUAAAGUGACUUAUGAUUAUCAUUUUA
Macaca mulatta (Rhesus monkey) is the source of this 7116-nucleotide messenger RNA. NCBI's taxonomy places the organism in Eukaryota, Metazoa, Chordata, Mammalia, Primates, Cercopithecidae. The record is from RefSeq and is a predicted model, not a curated record.